Messenger RNA from Hydatigera taeniaeformis, 1266 nucleotides. NCBI's taxonomy places the organism in Eukaryota, Metazoa, Platyhelminthes, Cestoda, Cyclophyllidea, Taeniidae. The record is from the annotation of a GenBank genome assembly.
AUGUAUCGGAUCAUUUCGAAAGGUAGAAGUUUUCUUCGAAAUAUAGCUACCAUUGGUGGUCGUCAUGAGAAGUCCGACAAAAAUACACGUCGCUCUUUCUUUUCUUUCGUGACAUCUGUGUCGGGUUUUGAUAACAAGCAUACACAAUUUGAGACACAACGCAGGCCUCUACGAGCGUACGGUGACGAUGCAUACUUUAUAUCCAUUACAGACGCGUCUUGUGUACUAGGAGUUGCUGAUGGUGUGGGUGGUUGGAGGUCGUACGGUGUUGAUCCUGGCGAGUUCUCCAUGACUUUUAUGUCUACAUGCCAAAGACUGGCCCAAUCAGGCCGAUUCAAGCCGAGUGAGCCAAUGCUCCUUGUAACUGAAAGUUAUCAUGAAGUUUUGGAUGCAAAGACACCCAUCUUGGGAAGCGCAACAUUCUGCGUGAUUUCACUGUGUCGAAGCGAUGGUCGCCUACACACUGUGUGUCUUGGAGAUUCAGGUUAUCUUGUUAUUCGUCAUGGCAUAGUGGUCAAGCGUUCUGCAAACCAAAAGCACACACUCAACACCCCUUUCCAGGUAGCCUGCCUCCCUCCAAACGAGCAUGGUCAAUUCUAUCGUGAUUCCCCCGAACAGGCGAUUCAAGACAGCUUUGGUCUGGAACCGAGUGAUUUGGUCGUUGUUGGUACCGAUGGUCUCUUUGAUAACCUCACAGACCAAAUGAUCCUGCAGGAGCUUGCACCCCUUCAAAAUUGUGACCUGAGUUUGGCGUCGGAUGAGCUCUUAGACUGGUGCGCCUAUCGGCUUGUCUCGUGCGCACGCGACGCCGCGGACAAUCCUAACUUCCUCUCUCCUUUCGCCAAUGAGGCACGACAAUACGGGCUUAAUAUUGCAGGUACAAGUCAGCACAUGAUGAACAUUUCCUCAAGUCGUGCACUCUUCCUAUGGCCCGAGCUACUCAUAAUUCAAAACCUCUUCCUCUUUAUGUUCCUUCUUCCACCAUGCAUAAGAUUUUUUUAUUACAUGUCAAGCCUUUCAAACGGUAGAUCAGAUCAUGUGCGUUGCUUUAAUGUGAUAGCGAUAUUAGGCGGAGUUCGUGGCGAUAUAACAGUAAUGCUGGCUCUGGUCGUAAAUGAAGAUGCUGUAAGCGACGUACAUUCGUCCAUAUCUCCGACGUCCAUUUAUGGCUCGGUGAAAAAAACGGUUUUCAGGAUCUCUCGUGGUCGUUCCUCCUCACCACCCUCUGCUCUUGCAAUCACCAGAGAUUCCUCUUUGCAUUUAUAA